Aspergillus calidoustus is the source of this 324-nucleotide messenger RNA. Lineage: Eukaryota; Fungi; Ascomycota; Eurotiomycetes; Eurotiales; Aspergillaceae. The record is from the annotation of a GenBank genome assembly.
AUGCUUCUGAGUUUCAGCACAUUAGUGUCUCGCAGAGCCAUUCUGUGCUUGCUAAGUAGUUGCACUAUUCUACAUACACCCAUCGCAAUGCCAGCAUCAAAGGUCCAGGACAAGAACGGCCAAGAAAUCCAUGAAGGCGACUACGUCUUCACGAGAAUCCGCGGAGGUUCCCACCAGGGAAAGGUCGAGAAGAUCGUCACCGACGAAGAAGAAGCAGAGAAGGAAGAUGUGAAGAAUCCUCCAAAGGUUAUUUAUAAAGAUCAACAUGGUCACCGAGUCGCGCAUAAUCCGGGGACAUUGGAGAAGACACAGCCGGAUGAGUGA